This is a messenger RNA of Magallana angulata, 4124 nucleotides long. Its product is annotated as receptor-type tyrosine-protein phosphatase S-like. The record is from RefSeq and is a predicted model, not a curated record. Bases 109 to 4110 code for a protein of 1333 amino acids. Gene Ontology annotation, molecular function: protein binding. NCBI's taxonomy places the organism in Eukaryota, Metazoa, Mollusca, Bivalvia, Ostreida, Ostreidae. The transcript is spliced from 26 exons.
CAACCAGGCAAAGGUUCAGAAGGAAAUGUGAAUGAAAGCCAGUGAAAAAAGGCCCCACUCAACUGAAAAGCUCACGUGAAUUUGAAAGGAGUUUAUAAAUACGACAUCAUGCGAGGAACUCUGAUAGUUUUUAGUUUGUUAUUAGGGUUUAGCGAGAGCUCGUUAGGGCCCUAUAGAUACCUAUCUACUCCAAAAGAUAUCCAUGGUGACGUCAUUUGUAACAAACAACUUCCGGACCAAUGUGACGUGAACCUGACAUGGCCGGAAGUGCAUUAUAAGAAGUCAUGGAAACCAUUGCUGUAUAUCAUAAAGCGGGAUAGCUCGGCAGAUUCCACAUCCACCACAGAUGAGACUGGGGUCAACACUCUCCUUGUCAAAGGCCUCGGAAAAGACAAAACAUUUAACUUCAUCGUCAAAGCAAAACAAGGCUGGCUGCUCAGCGAUUGGAGUGAAACACUUCACGUGACAACAUCGACGCCACCUGUCGUUAAGAGGGGAGAUAGUGGAGAUGACGAUGCUAAAUAUCCAAAACCCAGAGGAUUAAAAGUCAAGUUUAUUUCGCCUAUUGGCUUCAAGCUGAAAUGGCGAGACCCAAAAGACGCAAAAACACUAGAUGUCAAAGGUUACCGAGUGACCUGGAAACAGAAAAAAGGCCAAACGUUUAAGUCAAAAGUCAUAACGAGGCGAUCGUAUUCUCUAAAAGGAUUGAAGGCAGAAUCAACGUAUUUGUUCCGCGUCCAGACCGUGUACGCAUCCAAAGUGUCGAAGUCCCUGUCUUUGUUUUGUAAGACUCAGAAAGAGCACGGGGUUCUCUCCCCUUCCAAUUUUAAAGCAAAAGCCAUCGGGACAACGAAGAUCCGCCUGACUUGGACACCCCAGAAGAAGCCGACCGUCAAGUUGACCGGGUACAAGAUUCAGUACAAGAGACGCGGGGUGCAGCGGGGGGAUAUGUGCUCAGCAAAGGCCAGUCCCUGGAAGUCCAACUACGUCAUCUCAGACUUGCUGAAGGGAGAAUUCUACAAAGUCAGAAUCGCCGCGUUUUCUCGGUAUACCACGGGAGCCUAUACGCCAUGGAUUGUAGUCAAACUUCCGGGAAAGCGCAAUAACGAGCGUGAUGGCGAUGUGGAUACUUCCGUUACUGAAACUGUGCCACGUAGCCCAGAAGAACUUUUUAAUCUAAAAAUAGAACAGAUUUCCGGCGGGGUAAAUAUUACAUGGAAUGACAUUUCUAGCGAAGUAGUGACGUAUUUGGUGGAAAUAACGCAAGAUUCCCAUAUAUUGUACAUAAAGGAAAUCUAUGGGGAUCCUAUCGCUCUCGAGGUGUAUAGCCUUGACCCUGGUCAAGAGUUUAAUGUCACGAUCCAAGGAGUCACUUCUAAAUCUAAAAAAGAAGCCAGUGUGACAACCCCGUUUAAAACCCCUGUUCCGGUGACUGUCGUCACAGAAGGAGCCCACGUGACUUUAGUGGGCGGGAAUGUGACGUUGCGAUGUAUCGUACAGGGCACGCCGCAGCCUCAUUAUGAAUGGGUGCUGGGACAAGGGUUUACUAACUAUGACGUCACCAGAUUUGAAGAGGACAGCUUCGACAAGUAUCUUCUUCUCCUAGAGUUAUACAACAUUCCCGAGGAUUUCCAAAAUCCGACAUGCCACGCGCAAAAUGUAUUUGAAAACGUAACACAAGAACACGGCAUAGUUGUAACAGGUCCAAUUCCAUCUCCGGUUGUAAACGUCACGGCUCGAGCGAUGACGUCAAAAAAAAUCGAAGUCGAAUGGGAAACCACGAUCGAACACGAAUAUCUGAACGUGACGUACAUAGUGACGUUAUCAGACGUCAAUGGAAGGUAUCGGCGAGAGGAGGAAGUGGCCUUAAAUCGUUGUGUCAUUAGACAUCUCACUGAGAGUACCGAAUACAGGAUAUACGUGGUAGCGGUAACACCCGAGGGGCUACGGUCAAGUGAAAGUGACGUCAUUUCCGUUGUUACAGAGAAAUCGCUUCCGAAACCCACACUCCAUACUCUUUUUUGGAAUGAUACGGUCAUUGCGCUGAACUGGUUCACAAACUCCUCGACUGCACCAGACCUGUUCAAAGUCUUCUACAAGAGAAAAACUGACACAGACUUCCGAGUCAGAAAAGCGUUUCCACCCACUUCUACGAUGCUUCUACAAGAUUUACGUAAGCGGUCAACCUAUGACAUAAAAGUGAUGGCAGUGUACGGAAGAUAUGACGUAGCUUCUGACGUAAUAACAGUUGAAACCAUCCCCGAAAACUUCUUCUUGGAAAACCGGCGACCCACGCCCCCUGCUGAUGCCUUUCUGAUGGUCAAUAAGACGUCGAUGACGGUGCGCUGGCUGCCGCCCCACCCUGAGUACAUGACCCACAUACGGCAGUACAGACUGGACAUCUAUCAGGGCGAUGUCCUACAGCGACACCUAACGGACAACAGGGGACGUAACUACACUUUAACGGAUUUUGACGAUACGCAAGAGGCGACAGUAUACUUAACGGCAGUCAACAAUGCGGGGGCUAGUGAUCCAAUUCUCAGGAUUUACAAACCUCUUGCAGACGACGAAGACUCAAGACAAACAGGUGCAGUAGGAAAUCUCCGGGGGAAGCCGCUGUCUUCAAAUUCAAUUCUUCUAGAGUGGGACCCGCCCACUAACAAGCGAUUGGCCAGAUUUCUGCUGAGGUACCGCCCCCUCGAGUAUAACGAUUCGAACAUCGUCGACCAAUGGCUGGGCCCGUCUUAUAAUAACUACGUGCUGACUGGGCUAAGCGGCCCAGAGUCGUACUUUAUCUCUAUCAUCCCGUACUUUAACGAGAAAGUGGGCAAUGAUUCGUCCAUUGUUGUGCGCACCUUGGCUGGCGCACCUGUUGCCACGCCCCAAAAUCUGACCGUCGACAGAGUGAACUAUACGGAAAUCGCCCUACAUUGGAGCCCCCCUCCCGAGCCCCCAAGGAGCGGGGCCAUCACAGAGUACAUCGUGGGUUACCGGACAUCGGACACAGCCAGGGACUCUGUCCAAUACAGUAACGAUACCAAAGUCAUCCUCGGGGACUUACUACCAGACACGACGUAUUAUGUGCGAGUCGCUGCGCUCACUUUUAAUGAAACAGGGCCGUAUACAACAUGGCUGACAGCAACGACUCCUCCUCUUCCGGUUGUGAAGGAACCACCGGCACCACCCAUAAAUUUCACCACGAAGCAGGUGCCAUAUGGAAUCACAUUACAUUGGCAGAGACCGGAGCGGCUAGAGGUCCCGGUCAAUGGAUACAUCGUAGGCUACGGAAGGUUCAUUCCCGAGGUGUAUCGAGAAAUUCUUGGCGCCAACAAAAAUCAGUACACCAUUCAUAAACUCAGACAAAACCAUGAAUACAUCGUAAGUGUGCGGGCUUUCAACAAUUUUGGAGAAAGCGAACCUGUGAUCGCUGUGGCCACGGCAGGUGACGGGAAGAUGUCGAUUGUUCCACUGAUUGAUAAUGAUGUCGACAAGAGCGACGAUGACAUCAAGUUUGAUGACGCUCCGCAGAAUGUGAGCCUCGAGUUGAAUCACGGGGAAAUCCCAACAGUGAACGUCCGGUGGUUCCCUCCAGCUCAGCUACAGGGACAGUUACUGGGUUAUAACGUGUAUUAUAAGAAGCAGGGCGAGAAGAGAUGGACGGUUAUGUUUGCAGACAGAACAACGUUCCUGGUUCUCAGAAACCUCUCUUUCGACUCGACGUAUUACGUCAGAGUAAACGUCCAUUACAGUGAUGGCGUCAAAGCCAAACUUUCCCGGACGGCCGUCAUCAAAACGUUUUCUUUAGAGGAUACAAUACAUGCUUUGCCCACUCCAAGCAUCACAUCGGUUUUCUCUGGAACAAACUUUUUAGACGUGAACUGGAAACCGCCCCUCAAAGACUAUCUGCACGUGAUCGUGGGAUUUAUUUUAGGAUUUGGGACGCGGAAACCAAAUGAAAACCAGGCGUUUAUUUCUGCGAGUCAGAGAAGUUUUAGAAUAGAAAACCUAAAGCCAAAUACAACGUAUCUUAUUUCCUUGGCCAUGUUUAAUGAACAUGGGAAGAGUGCCAAGUCGAUUGUUAAUGCUACAACAAGUGCGCUAAGUGCGUAAAUUUACCAACGGGU